GCUGCUGGCCUCUAGCUGCAAGGGGGAGCUGGCUUCAACGAGAUUGUACACGUACCGACCGAGGCGCGUGUUCUAGGCAUUGUUGUUUGCGUCUCUCUCUCUCUCCCCUUCUCUCUGCUACCUUCGCUUCCGGUUCCGGGAGAGCAAGCUCUAUUAAUAUGCGCACUGAACGAUCGACACGUAUACCAGAGAGGCUACAAGCUAGGGGGGGAUCGACAAGCAAUGGCGAGGCCACGGCGGCCGGGGGUUCUCCCUGCCACCCUCCUCCUCCUCUUCCUGGCCGCCUCCGCCGCCGCGCCGUGGCGGCAGUACGGCCUGGCCGCCGUCGCCGCCGCUCCCGACGGCGGCGGCGGGUUUGUGGGCGUGAACGGGACGCAGUUCGUGAUGGGCAGCGGCGGCACCAAGACCGUCUACUUCAGCGGGUUCAACGCGUACUGGCUCAUGCUGGUGGCGUCCGACCCGGCGCGGAGGGCCAAGGUCGUGGCCGCGUUCCGCCAGGCGUCGGACCACGGCCUCAACCUCGCGCGGACAUGGGCGUUCAGCGACGGCGGCGAGACGCCGCUGCAGGUGUCCCCCGGCGUCUACGACGAGGCCAUGUUCCAGGGUCUGGACUUCGUGAUCGCCGAAGCCAGGCGGCACGGCAUCUACCUCCUCCUCUGCCUCGUCAACAACUUCCACGACUUCGGCGGGAAGCGGCAGUACGUCGCCUGGGCGAGGGAGGCCGGCCACGGCGGCCUCGCCACCGCCGACGACUUCUUCAACAGCACCGUCGUCAAGGGAUACUACAAGGACCACGUCAAGGCGGUGCUGACGCGGGUGAACACGGUGACCGGCGUGGCGUACCGGGAAGACCCCACCAUCCUCGGCUGGGAGCUCAUGAACGAGCCGCGAUGCGACGCCGAUCCCACCGGCGCCAUGGUGCAGGCGUGGGUGGAGGAGAUGGCGCCGUACGUGAAGUCCAUCGACGGCGACAAGCACCUGGUGACGGCGGGGCUGGAGGGCUUCUACGGCGCCGGCGCGCACGAGAGCAAGGACCUCAACCCCUGGGGCAUCUACUACGGCACCAACUACGUGGGCACCCACCGCGCCGCCGGCGUGGACUUCGCCACCAUCCACCUCUACCCGGACGUCUGGCUCUGGGGCUCCGGCGCCGCCGCGAAGCUCGCCUUCCUCCGCAACUGGACGCGGUCGCACGCCGCCGCCACCGAGCUCUACCUCGGCAAGCCGCUGCUCGUCACCGAGUACGGCAAGUUCCUCUGGGAGGGCGUCGCCGGCGCCAACCGGACGCAGCGGGACCGGUUCCUGGACCUCGUGCUCGACUCCAUCUACGACUCGGCGGCGGAGGGAGGGCCGCUCGUCGGCGGCGCCUUCUGGCAGCUGCUCGACCCAGGCAUGGACACGCUCAGGGACGGGUACGAGAUCAUACUCCCCGAGGACCGCCACGCCGCGGGCAUCAUCGGCAACCACUCCAGGCAGCUCGCCCAGCUCAACGGGCAGGACGUCGACGCGGUUCGCCGGAGGAGGAGGAGGAGCGCGCGUAGCAGGAAGGUGCACGUAGGUAGCUCGGGUAGGAGUAGCAGUAGUGAUACAAGGCAGUUGCACAUGCUCUUGGUUCGUUUCAUCUCUUUGUUCAGAUCAGUUUCUUCACUGUUCAGCAGUGUAUAGACGGCCGUAGAGAAUUUUACUGUGCAUAUUUACAGG
Molecule: messenger RNA, 1701 nt
Organism: Setaria italica (foxtail millet)
Lineage: Eukaryota; Viridiplantae; Streptophyta; Magnoliopsida; Poales; Poaceae
Product: mannan endo-1,4-beta-mannosidase 3
Exons: 4
Coding region: 223-1665 (480 amino acids)
Biological process (GO): carbohydrate metabolic process
Molecular function (GO): hydrolase activity, hydrolyzing O-glycosyl compounds
Source: RefSeq, a predicted model, not a curated record